GUCUUCAAAGAGGGGCAACUCAGAGGGAAAAUUUCACUGCGGGCUGCACCAAAGAUUUCAGUCAGUCCGAUCUCCGUCCACCCAUGAAUGUUAUAUAGUGAAACCUAAAAAAACGGCAGCAGGCCCGUCCUUGGUGGGCCACUCUCUUCUUGUCCAGCAUUAUGAAAGGGGAUACGGAGAGCAUGUCCAAACGGGAGCCCUCCAACGGGCACAGCAGGCCCUUGGACAUUGUGCCCAGUACAGAGGAGAAGAUGACGGAGAGGGGUCAGUGGGGCAACAAGAUCGAGUUCAUCCUGUCAGUGGCUGGAGAAAUUAUUGGCCUGGGAAAUGUCUGGCGUUUCCCUUACCUUUGUUAUAAGAAUGGAGGAGGUGCAUUUUUCAUCCCAUACCUCAUCUUCCUGUUUGCUUGUGGGAUCCCGGUCUUCUUCCUGGAGACAUCUCUGGGUCAGUUCACCAGUGAGGGAGGCAUUACCUGCUGGAGGAAGAUCUGCCCCUUGUUUGAAGGAGUGGGUUAUGCUACCCAGGUGAUCGCUGCCCUGCUUAACAUCUACUACAUUGUUGUGUUGGCCUGGGCCAUCUUCUAUCUGGCCAACUCCUUCACCUGGGACCUGCCCUGGGCCUCCUGCAAUAACACGUGGAACACAGAUUCUUGUAUGGCAUUUCAGAGGGGGAAUAGCUCCAUCAAUCACCAUGAGAACACCACCUCUCCUGUCAUUGAGUUCUGGGAGCGAAGAGUGCUGAGAAUUUCCUCAGGUAUUCAUCACAUCGGCUCUCUGAAUUGGGACCUGGUUAUCUGCCUGGCCGUGGCCUGGGUCAUUUGCUACUUCUGCAUCUGGAAGGGAGUCAAGUCUACAGGCAAGGUAGUUUACUUCACGGCCACCUUCCCUUACGCCAUGCUGGUGGUCCUGCUGAUCCGAGGGGUCACCCUGCCGGGAGCCUCCACUGGAAUCCACUUCUACCUCUACCCGGACCUGCAGCGGCUGUCUGACCCACAGGUAUGGAUGGAUGCUGGGACUCAGAUCUUCUUCUCCUAUGCCAUCUGCCUGGGUUGCCUCACCGCCCUGGGAAGCUAUAACAAAUACAACAACAACUGCUACAGGGAUUGCCUCUCCCUUUGUUUCCUGAACAGUGGUACCAGUUUUAUUGCAGGAUUUGCCAUCUUCUCCAUCCUGGGAUUUAUGUCCUACGAGCAGAACGUGCCCAUCUCGGAAGUGGCUGAAUCCGGUCCAGGUUUGGCUUUUAUUGCCUAUCCUCGUGCUGUGUCCAUGAUGCCUUUCUCUCCUCUUUGGGCCUGCUGCUUCUUCAUCAUGAUUGUCUUUCUGGGACUGGACAGUCAAUUUGUGUGUGUGGAGAGCCUGGUGACAGCCAUGGUGGACAUGUAUCCCUCCACCUUCCGCCGCAAAAACCGCAGGGAGCUGUUCAUCCUGGGAGUGGCCGUGGUGUCCUUCCUCCUGGGGCUCAUCAUGCUGACAGAGGGCGGCAUGUACGUCUUCCAGCUCUUUGACUACUACGCAGCCAGCGGGAUGUGCCUGCUCUUCGUGGCUGUUUUUGAGACUGUUUGCAUCGCUUGGGUUUAUGGUGCCGACCGUUUCUAUGACAACAUAGAAGACAUGAUUGGCUAUCGCCCCAGCUCAGUCAUGAAAUACUGCUGGCUCUACUUCACCCCAGCAACAUGCAUGGGAACGUUUGCCUUUGCCUUGAUCAAGUACUCGCCUCUGAAGUACAACAAUGAAUACGUAUACCCAUGGUGGGGCAAUGGGAUCGGCUGGAUCCUGGCCCUGUCCUCUAUGCUGUGCAUUCCUGUCUGGAUAGCAUUCAAGCUGUACUACACCCCGGGAACCUUGAACGAGCGCCUCGUCCUCUUGACCACUCCGUCCACCGACUUGCCGAAAACCAAGCAGGAGCAGGAGCGGCUGCUGGCCGUCUUCGCGGCCGACGGCGACAGCCUCCAUCAGAAGUCGCCCCCCACCAAGGAAGGCUACUUCCCCGUCGACGAAAAGGAGUCUCACUGCUAGAGACUCGAGGGUUUUGGAGUCAGAGCGUCGGGGGGGGGGUCAAAGGUCACACGCCUCAGCUUUCACACUCUGCCCGGGCCCCCCUUCCCCCUCCCCCCAUCCCGGCGGCUGUUCUCCUCAAUACCUCAUCGGACAAGGUGCGCGAAACGGGGCUCGGUGCGUGCUUUCCAGAGCCACCCUGGCCUG
Molecule: messenger RNA, 2201 nt
Organism: Pungitius pungitius (ninespine stickleback)
Lineage: Eukaryota; Metazoa; Chordata; Actinopteri; Perciformes; Gasterosteidae
Gene: slc6a13
Product: solute carrier family 6 member 13
Exons: 15
Coding region: 162-2015 (617 amino acids)
Biological process (GO): sodium ion transmembrane transport
Cellular component (GO): plasma membrane
Molecular function (GO): gamma-aminobutyric acid:sodium:chloride symporter activity
Source: RefSeq, a predicted model, not a curated record